Messenger RNA from Indicator indicator, 4535 nucleotides. It is a transcript of the gene FZD4, whose product is annotated as frizzled class receptor 4. Gene Ontology annotation, cellular component: plasma membrane. The record is from RefSeq and is a predicted model, not a curated record. Lineage: Eukaryota; Metazoa; Chordata; Aves; Piciformes; Indicatoridae. Gene Ontology annotation, biological process: retina vasculature morphogenesis in camera-type eye; non-canonical Wnt signaling pathway; canonical Wnt signaling pathway. Gene Ontology annotation, molecular function: Wnt receptor activity; Wnt-protein binding. Bases 70 to 1530 code for a protein of 486 amino acids. The transcript is spliced from 2 exons.
GGGCUGCUCGGUGGGGCGCAGGCUUUCGGUGACGAGGAGGAGCGGCGUUGCGACGCCAUCCGUAUCGCCAUGUGCCAGAACCUGGGCUACAAUGUCACCAAGAUGCCUAACCUGGUGGGACAUGAGCUGCAGGCGGACGCGGAGCUGCAGCUCACCACCUUCACGCCCCUCAUCCAGUACGGCUGCUCCAGCCAGCUCCAGUUCUUCCUUUGUUCAGUCUAUGUCCCGAUGUGCACAGAGAAGAUUAACAUCCCCAUAGGUCCCUGUGGUGGCAUGUGUCUCUCUGUCAAAAGAAGAUGUGAACCUGUCUUAAAAGAAUUCGGAUUUGCCUGGCCAGACAGCCUGAACUGCAGCAAAUUCCCACCCCAGAAUGAUCACAACCACAUGUGCAUGGAGGGCCCAGGAGAUGAAGAGGUUCCCCUUCAUAGCAAGACCUCCUUGCAGCCUGGAGAAGAGUGCCACAGCAUGGGAUCUAACUCGGAUCAGUACAUCUGGGUGAAGAGAAGCUUGAACUGUGUCCUCAAGUGUGGCUAUGAUGCUGGUCUCUAUAGCAGGUCAGCUAAGGAAUUCACAGAUAUCUGGAUGGCUGUGUGGGCCAGCUUUUGCUUCAUCUCAACUGCCUUCACAGUCCUGACCUUCCUGAUUGAUUCAUCCAGAUUUUCCUACCCAGAGCGCCCAAUCAUAUUUUUGAGCAUGUGCUACAAUAUUUAUAGCAUUGCUUAUAUUGUAAGGCUAACUGUGGGCCGGGAAAGGAUAUCCUGUGAUUUUGAAGAGGCAGCAGAACCUGUUCUUAUCCAAGAAGGUCUUAAGAACACAGGAUGUGCUAUAAUUUUCUUGCUGAUGUAUUUUUUUGGGAUGGCUAGCUCCAUCUGGUGGGUUAUUCUUACACUGACAUGGUUUCUGGCUGCAGGACUCAAGUGGGGCCAUGAAGCUAUAGAAAUGCACAGCUCUUAUUUCCACAUUGCAGCCUGGGCUAUCCCUGCAGUGAAGACCAUUGUCAUUUUGAUUAUGAGACUGGUAGACGCAGAUGAGCUCACUGGUCUGUGCUACGUUGGGAAUCAGAACCUAGAUGCACUGACAGGCUUUGUUGUUGCUCCACUUUUUACCUACCUGGUCAUUGGGACUUUAUUCAUUGCAGCGGGACUUGUGGCCUUAUUUAAAAUCAGGUCUAAUCUCCAGAAAGAUGGAACUAAAACUGACAAGCUGGAAAGACUGAUGGUCAAAAUUGGUGUCUUUUCAGUGCUGUACACUGUCCCAGCAACAUGUGUCAUUGCCUGUUAUUUCUAUGAGAUCUCCAACUGGGCCAUUUUCCGCUAUUCUGCAGAUGAUUCCAAUAUGGCAGUGGAGAUGCUCAAAAUCUUCAUGUCCCUCCUGGUGGGUAUUACAUCAGGUAUGUGGAUCUGGUCAGCCAAAACUCUGCACACAUGGCAGAAGUGCUCGAACAGACUGGUGAACUCAGGGAAAGUGAAACGGGAGAAGAGAGCAGAUGGUUGGGUGAAACCUGGGAAAGGGAAUGAGACUGUGGUAUGAGAAAAAGACAAUACCCUGACAGUCUGACCACUUUCCAGUGAAGGACUGAUUGUGUGUAAGCACUGCCAUGUAAAUGUUGGUGUAGAAUAAGAUUGUUACAUAACCUGUCUCGGGGGGAUGGUAAAAAAAGCCUUAAAGAGUAAACAGCAAAAAGGUCAUGCUGCAGAUACAAUAGCCAUAAACCAUGCUGCCCAAAAUAGAAAAGCCCAGGGAGGCUUUAGAAGCUGUGAAACAUCCAAAUGCAUUAUCUUCCUUUUAAAAGCAGGAUGCAAUAUACUAAAGUCUUUAGAAGCUGAGGGACUCUAGUCCACUGCUGUGAGAUCAUCAUUUUAUAUCUGAUGGAGGAAAGGCAGUCCAGAGAAAAAUUCUAGGCUGAUUUAGGGUCCAAUUAUUAGAAGAUAAUAACCCAGAACCUCAGUUAGAUGUCUUCUUUCCAAGUGCAGCAUCGUGAGGGAAGGUGUCUAAUAAGUAUCGUGUCUUUGUGACCCAGGCAAUUCUGCUCCUCCCGUGCACUGCACAAACUGGCCAAGGAUCAGGUCCUUCAACACAUACCAAGUGGACUUUCAGAUCUGAGCGUUACCCAUGAUGAGUAGGAUUUAGUGAGGUAUUAGUGAGUGUGAUUCUAUGAGCAGGAAUUUAGACCUCCCUAGGUCCCUUCCCACCUGAAUUAUUCUAUGGUUCAAUCUAUAUUUCUAAUUUUUAAAAAGCUUUAUUCAAGGCCAUUGUCAGAAGUGGAGGAGUCAGUGGGAGCUGGGUAAUUUGUGUAGUCACCUGUGUCAAUUAAUUGCUGUCCAUCUGCCUUUGUUCCUGUCCCUUCAGAUCUUCCUGCUAUUUCCAGUGGUCUGUUUUAUUCUGCUGCAUUUAAUAGCUUUAAAUAAAGUCUUAAAUUAUAGUAUUCCUUCCUCCAGGAAAGGGAAAAAUGAGUUGAGGCUCUCUUCAGACAAUGCUAGUUUUCUCCAAGAAAACUUAUCUGUCUCUCUCUGGAGACCAAUUGCAAGAAGCAAUUAAGUCUUAAUAUAUUUCAUUCAGUGUGAUGGUAUCUCUGCAGACGCCAGUCUGGGAAGAAGCAAAAUGUUAAGUCCCUUGGCAACCUCAUGUUCACACAGAUCAGUUGUAUAAUUAUGUGUGCCAGUUACAAUUAAAAGAACAUUCUCAGCCCAUGACAUCACAGUACAGCUGACAGCCUUCACAAAUGAUGCUCUGAUUGCUUACUGACAGCUAUGGAGAUUUUUUUUUUUAAAUACAUAUUUACAUGCAGAAUGUGAGCAGACAUUCAGUCAGAAUGACAAGAGACAUUUCCAGCUUUUGGGAAGGGACCUCAAGAAAAGAGAUUCAACUUCUUGGUGAAUAAUGUUGUUUCGUAGCAACUGUUGAGUUUUCUUGUCCUUUUAUUUGAGGAAGCAUUGGCUUGUGCUCAUGGGGAGCUUGAACCUUGUGUCAGGACCUUGUUUGGCUAAUAAGAAAGGUGAUGCAAAUAGAAAUAGCACAGAAGCACUUGAGAACAUUUUUUUUUUUUCCCUUUGAAGGACCUUUGGGUUUAUCUGUAUGCCCUGAACUUACACUUUGUCUGGAACCUGGUCAGCUGCGGAGCAUCCCCCCAGUGCCCCAACAUGCAUGACCUUUGGGGGCAGUGGAAAACAGGCAUUGCUUUAUUACAGUCUUUGCUUUUCACACAGGUGCCCCAUGUGCUUCCCUAACCACAAUCCAUUCCAGCUCUGGCCCUGAGUACUAAUCUGUCCCAGAAGCGUGUAUUGUUUCAAUGUCAAUGUUGAAACAUGUGCUAAAGCACUUAAAAAAAAGAAAAAUAAAAUAAAAAAAAGCCCAAAACAAGCCCUAAUUGCAGUCUUUGUGGUUAGGCUCCAUUUCCAGCAGAACAAGUGACAACUUGAUGCAUUCUGCUCAAGAUGCACAAGCGUUGUCUUGGCCAGUGCUGCAUAUCAGCCAAGCCUUUUCGUCCUCUCCAUAAAGUCUCUCACAGUUGGUGUUGUGUUUGGAUCUGGUUAUUUCUCUGUGGACAAGGAGUUAGGCAAGUAGGAGAUCUUCUGAUGGCCAAGCUUCUGCAUUGUGGGAUCUUUCUCCUGGCUCAGUGGGGGAUGUAAGGUCAGCAGCUCUGUGUUGAUUUUCAAGCGGCAAGGACGCAGUAGGAGCCUUUUCUUGUAACCUGGUGGGUUGUGCUAAGGUGUCACAUUCACUUAAGAGUCCUUCGCUCUGAAAUGGUUUGGAUACUCUCCUGGCUGAUAUGACCCAUGUUUGACCUGACUGAUUCAAUAAACACCAUUUUUAACCGUGUUAUGUACACAGAAGUGAAUGUUAAGUAGUGCCUUGUUAUCAGGUCCCUGCAUCUCUGCUUCUGACCCCAUGGACUGUGACAGAUGGGCGUCACUGGUGAUUUGAGACAUUGGAAGUGAAUUGAAUGAGGACAGCAAUGUGUAGCCCAAUGAGAGACCUGGGGGAAUAUUCUAUUAAAGAGUAUCAGGGACUAAUACUAUGGGGAGGAAGUGGGCUGGAGAGAGACACCAGCUGCUGCUCCCAAAGGAACAUCUUUUCCAAGCAGUCUAGGGGACACUGUACCAACCCAAAGUGAAAUUGCAACAAUGUUGCAACAAUGAAAUCAUUCCAUAAACGUAUAUUCAUCCAUGAGCACUUUACUGCUUCAGGGAUGUUUGAGUGGGAAGUCACGGCAGAAUGCCUUAAACACAGCAAUUGCAAAGAGUGGGUGUCUGCAACUUGUAUGUUCUCUCAUUUCAACAUUGUUAUGAAUUUAAGGCCAAAAAAUGUGUGACUAAUCCUGUCUCGGAAGUGCAGUUGCUGUGGUUAUACAACUAGAAUCGUUGCAGCAGUUACCUUCCUUGUGCAGUCCCUGCUCACUUCUCCCCGCCUUAGCACGUGCGCCUCUCACUGCAGGUUUUGGAAUCAUCUGCCAGAGAGGUACAAGCCUUAGCUCUUAUGUUAAAGAGACAAGUUAGCUCCUUUUUCUGAAUUUUAAGGAAACAAACACUGAUUAU